AUGAAGGUCACCACUAUGCUGUCCUCCUACUCUUUUCUGCUCUUCGUAUUGCUCAUUUCUGCAAAUCCUUAUGCAAGAGCCCUUCAAGAAGGAGGCAAUGGAAUAGAAGAAGAGCUUGAAGAUGUGAAAAGAUCAGAUUUCCCAACUGAAUUUCUCUUUGGUGUUGCCACUUCUUCCUAUCAAAUUGAGGGUGCAAUUCUUGAAGAUGGGAAGAGCCUUAGUAACUGGGGUGUUUUUGUCCAUAAAAAUGGCAAUGUAAACAAUGGAGACACUGGAGAUAUAGCCACUGAUGAUUACCAUCGUUACCUGGAAGAUAUAGAGACAAUCCAUUCUCUUGGAGUGGAUGCUUACCGGUUCUCCAUUUCCUGGUCAAGAAUACUUCCAAAUGGGAAAUUGGGUGGUGUUAAUGCAGCUGGAAUACUGUUUUACAAUAGUAUAAUCGAUAAUCUUCUACUCAGAGGCAUUCAGCCUUUUGUCACAAUUCACCACUGGGACAUACCCCAAGUGCUUAGUGACGAAUAUGGGGGCUGGCUAAAUCCUCUGAUUCAGGAUGAUUUCGUCCAUUUUACUGAAACUUGUUUCAAGAAGUUUGGUGAUCGGGUGAGGUAUUGGGUGACCAUCAAUGAACCAAAUUCGGUUGCAGAUCUUGCCUAUGAAAGGGGAAAACAUCCUCCAGGUCAUUGCUCCCCUCCUUUUGGCAACUGCUCAGCUGGUAAUUCAGAUACUGAGCCCCUGAUUGCAAUGCAUAACAUGUUACUUGCCCAUGCCAAGGCUUCCAAGCUCUACCGUGAGCAGUUUCAGCCCAAACAAGGUGGUGUAAUUGGAAUUGUGGUCCAUGCAAUUAUGUACGAACCAUUUACUGAUGAUGAGCAUGACAAGGAAGCUGUAAAGAGGACAUUGGCUAAUAAUGUGGCUUGGGCUUUCGAUCCUCUAGUGUUUGGUGAUUAUCCUCCAGAAAUGCGUCGCUAUCACAGAAAUGAGUUACCCAAAUUUACACCAGAAGAAAGACUGCUCAUAAGGGAUAGCAUUGACUUCCUUGGACUGAACCACUAUGCAACUCUUUAUGCUAAGGACUGCAUACACUCAAGUUGUGCCCGCUCUGACUCUGCCUGUGCCCCUGGUGGAGACCGUGCCAUCGGCGGCUUUGUCUGUACUACUGCAGAGCGUGGUGGUGUUUUGAUUGGGGAACCAACAGGGUUGCCUAUAUUCUCUGUUGUUCCAAGAGGAAUGGAAGAGAUUGUGGACUAUGUAAAGAAUCGAUACCAUAACAAGCCUAUGUUUAUUACUGAAAAUGGUUAUUCUACACCUCCACAACAAGAACAAGUUGAUGACUUCCAACUUGAUGUCAAGCGAAUUGCAUUCCACAAAGCAUACCUUGCCUUCUUGGCUCGAGCCAUGAGAAAUGGUGCAGAUGUGAGGGGCUACUUUGUCUGGACAUUGAUGGAUGACUUUGAAUGGUCAUCGGGUUAUGAUGUAAAGUUUGGAUUUUAUUCUGUUGAUCGUGCAACCUUGAAUCGAACUCCUAGGUCCUCCGCCAAGUGGUACAGAAACUUCCUCGGGAACAUCAGCUCCAAUAGCAUGAAGCCAAGAACUGCAGUUGCAUUUUGGAGCAAAGUUGGUAGAGCAGAAGAGUGA
This is a messenger RNA of Coffea eugenioides, 1635 nucleotides long. Its product is annotated as beta-glucosidase 18-like. The transcript is spliced from 12 exons. Gene Ontology annotation, molecular function: beta-glucosidase activity. The record is from RefSeq and is a predicted model, not a curated record. Gene Ontology annotation, biological process: carbohydrate metabolic process. NCBI's taxonomy places the organism in Eukaryota, Viridiplantae, Streptophyta, Magnoliopsida, Gentianales, Rubiaceae. The coding region runs from base 1 to 1635 and encodes 544 amino acids.